This is a messenger RNA of Aquila chrysaetos chrysaetos, 11542 nucleotides long. Its product is annotated as microtubule-associated protein 1B-like. Gene Ontology annotation, biological process: microtubule cytoskeleton organization; dendrite development; axonogenesis. NCBI's taxonomy places the organism in Eukaryota, Metazoa, Chordata, Aves, Accipitriformes, Accipitridae. The transcript is spliced from 8 exons. Gene Ontology annotation, cellular component: synapse; cytosol; neuronal cell body. The coding region runs from base 124 to 7785 and encodes 2553 amino acids. Gene Ontology annotation, molecular function: actin binding; microtubule binding. The record is from RefSeq and is a predicted model, not a curated record.
AUAUCCAUGGGCCUUGAAUAUGUGCAGAAAACCUGUUUGAAGUAUCUUAUUAAGUGAACUCUUUUCAAACAAAAAAAAAAGGUAACAAGAAUAUUUAGAUUGCCAGUUGGGAGGGGGGGAAAUAUGGCUCAAAUUUUGCUGCAGUGCUACAGUGAGAUGCAGGAGACUGGACUCUCGGCCUUGGACAGUGGAGCUGCUUUUUUCAUCCAGCAUCGGGGUGCAGCUGGAGCCCUGAUGCUGGCUUUCCCAGAUGAGCUCACCAGGUCUGCCAGGGCAUCACCUGCAGCUCCUCAUGGCACGGCCACCAUGCUUCAAGACUCAGACCCUGGGAGGGCCUCGGGGAGCAGGAGAUGGCCAGGCCAGCAGAGCGAGGCCCUGGGGGAACAAGGGAUAUGGGAUGACCAAACCAGCAGGGUCCCUGCCCUGCACCGUCUCCGUAUAAAAGCGCCGCCGCCUCCCCGCCCGCCCUCACUCCCUGCCUCCUGCGGAGCCGCCGCCGAGCUGCCCUUCUCCCCCCAGCGCCCCGGAGCCGCGGGGCGGAGCGGGGCGCCCGCGAUGGCCACCGUGGUGGUGGUGGAAGUGGACUCGGAGCCCUCCUGUAGCAUUCCCAACCCCACCUCCCUCUCGCCCAGCCUCUCGCACCGCUUCCUGGACAGCAAAUUUUACCUGCUGGUGGUCAUCGGCGAGCUGGUGACCGAGGAGCACCUGAGGCGGGCUAUCGCCAACAUCGAGCGAGGAGUCCGAUCAUGGGACACAAACUUGAUUGAAUGCAACUUGGAUCAAGAACUGAAACUUUUUGUGUCUCGCCAUUCAGCUCGAUUCUCUCCUGACAUUCGAGGUCAGAAGAUUCUUCACCACAGAAGUGAUGUCUUAGAAACUGUAGUCCUGAUCAAUCCCUCAGAUGAAGCAGUUAGUACUGAGGUGCGCUUAAUGAUCACAGAUGCUGCAAGACACAAGCUCCUUGUACUAACUGGACAGUGCUUUGAAAACACAGGAGAACUCAUUCUUCAGUCAGGGACGUUCUCCUUCCAGAACUUCAUUGAGAUCUUCACAGAUCAAGAGAUUGGAGAAUUAUUGAGCACCACACACCCUGCCAACAAAGCCAGCUUAACUCUUUUCUGCCCUGAGGAAGGAGACUGGAAAAAUUCCAACCUUGACAGACACAACCUUCAAGACUUUAUUAACAUUAAACUCAACUCAGCUUCCAUAUUGCCCGAAAUGGAAGGACUCUCUGAAUUCAUAGAGUAUCUGUCAGAAUCAGUAGAAGUGCCAUCACCCUUUGACAUUUUGGAACCUCCAACUUCAGGAGGUUUCUUGAAACUCUCCAAACCCUGCUGUUAUAUUUUCCCGGGUGGAAGAGGGGACUCUGCAUUGUUUGCAGUGAAUGGAUUCAACAUGCUUAUCAAUGGAGGAUCCGAAAGAAAAUCUUGCUUUUGGAAACUUAUCCGGCACUUGGACAGGGUAGAUUCCAUUCUACUCACUCACAUUGGAGAUGAUAACCUGCCAGGAAUCAAUAGCAUGCUUCAGCGAAAGAUAGCUGAAUUAGAAGAGGAACAGUCCCAAGGGUCUACUACCAACAGUGACUGGAUGAAAAAUCUGAUCUCACCUGAUUUAGGAGUUGUAUUCCUUAAUGUACCUGAGAACCUGAAGAACCUGGAUCCUAACUUUAGAGUAAAAAGGAGUGUAGAAGAAGCUCGUUUUACUCUCCAAUAUUUAAAUAAAUUGUCUAUGAAACCAGAACCUCUUUUCAGAAAUGUAGGAAAUACCAUUGAUCCCAUCAUUUUAUUUCAGAAAAUGGGAGUUGGCAAACUUGAGAUGUAUGUGCUUAAUCCUGUCAAAAAUAGCAAAGAGAUGCAAUAUUUUAUGCAACAGUGGAGUGGUACUAGCAAAGAUAAAGCUGAAUUCCUGCUACAAAAUGACCAAAAGCUAGACAUUCCAUUAUCCUAUUUUACCUCUGUCUCAUCCCUGAUUGUGUGGCAUCCAGCUAAUCCUGCAGAAAAAAUAAUCCGAGUUCUGUUUCCUGGAAACAGCACCCAAUAUAAUAUUCUAGAAGGACUAGAAAAACUCAAACACUUAGACUUCCUUAAACAACCAAUGGUUACACAAAAAGACCUAACUGGGAACAUUGCUAGUCCAGCUGUGAAACAAGCAAAGUUGAAACAACGAACAGACAGCAAGGAGAGUCUGAAGCCUGCUGCAAAGACACCAAGCAAGCCUGUCAGAAAGGAAUCUAAAGAAGAAACAUCGGAGCCUGCAAAGCCUAGUCCAGCACCAGAAAAGCUUCAGAAAUUGGAAAGCAAAGAAAAAGUUCCAGUUAAAAAAGAGAAACCAGCAAAAGUGGAGACCAAACCUAUAGUGGCAGAAAAAGACGUAACAAGUAAAGAAGAGCAAUUAGUAAAAUCUGAAACUUCUGAAAAACAAGCUACAGAUGUAAAACCAAAAGUGGCAAAGGAGAAGCCAGUGAAAAAGGAAGUCAAAGCAAAACCUGAAGAAAAGAAAGAGGAAAAAGAAAAAACAAAGAAAGAGGUUUCUAAAAAAGAGGAGAAAACACCCAUCAAAAAAGAGGAAAAACCCCAAAAAGAAGAGAUCAAGCAAGACGUUAAAAAAGAGGUGAAAAAGGAAGAGAAGAAGGAAACUAAGAAGGAAGUAAAGAAAGAAGCUCCACCAAAGGAAGUUAAAAAAGAAGGUAAAAAAGAAGAGAAGAAAGAAAUUAAGAAGGAAGAAAAAGAAGUCAAAAAGGACAUAAAAAAAGUUCCUAAAGAAACAAAGAAGACAGCUGCUCCUUCGACUGAAGUCAAAAAGCCAGCAGCAAAGCCUAAACCACAAAAGAAGGAGGAACCUGCUAAAAAAGAAGCAGUACCUGCUGGAAAGCCAAAGGAAAAAGGAAAAAAUAAGACUGUGAAGAAGGAAAUCAAAGUCAGUGGAGCGCAAGCUGCCCUUGCAGCAGUUGGAGCCACUGCCACAACUGUAGCAGCUGCAGAAAUUACAGCUAGUGGAAAAGAACUUGAAGUGGAGAGAUCCCUUAUGUCUUCACCAGAGGAUUUAACAAAGGAUUUUGAGGAAUUAAAAGCUGAAGAAGUAGAAACAAUAAAAGAAACAAAAUCUCAAGUUGCACUUAUAGAGGAUGAACUGAAACUCCCUGGCACAGAACAAAAAAAGGCCUUUGAAGUCCGAAAAGAAAAAUUAGAUAAUGAAGGACCUGCUGAGUCCUCUGAUGAAGGCAUAACUACCACAGAGGCUGAGGGUGAGUGUGAACAAACACCUGAAGAAUUGGAACCUGUGGAAAAGCACAGGGUUGAUGACAAUGAAAAGUUUGAAGAUGAGGGAACUGGCUUGGAAGAAUCAUAUGAAGCAGGAGAUUAUGAGGAAAAGGCAGAGACAGAAGAAGCUGAAGAACGAGGUGAAGAUGAGGAACUAAAGACACCACUGGACACCACAAAACUAUAUAUGGAGGAAGCAAGAAAAAUGGAAGAGCAUUCAGAAGAAAUAAUGGCUGAAACAGAUGCUAACAUUAAAGCCAAAAAAUAUAUUGAAAAGGCAGAUGAUGAGGCAUCAGGUGAACAGGCUGAGGAAGACAGGGAAGAAGCAGUAGAAAAGGCAGAAACUGAAGAGACUGAAGAAGAGGAGGAAGACAAAGCAGAAGACAUCAGAAAUGAAGAGGAGACUGAAAAAAUAGAAGCUGAAGAAGAUUAUGUGAUGGCUGUGGUAGACAAAGCUGCAGAAGCUGGUGAAGUUAAAGAUAAAUAUGGCCUACUCAUAAUUACACCAACAAAAUGCUCAGAGCCUCAGUCUCCAGCAGUUGAACUGGCCUCUUCUAUCCAUGAUGAAACAUUACCAGGUGGUUCAGAAAGUGAAGCCACUGUUUCUGAUGAAGAAGAUAGAGAAGAUCAACCUGAGGAAUUAACUGCUACUUCAGGUUAUACACAGUCUACCAUCGAAAUAUCCAGUGAACCAACUCCAAUGGAUGAAAUGUCUACGCCCCGGGAUGUCAUGAGUGAUGAAACUAACAAUGAGGAAAGUGAGUCACCUUCUCAAGAGUAUAUGAACAUUACCAAGUAUGAGACAUCACUGUACUCUCAAGAAUUUGCUAGACCUAAACUUUCUCCACUUCCAGAUGCUUUUAAUGGAUUAUCAGAAGGAUCCAAAACAGAAGCCACAGAAGGUAAAGACUAUAAUGCCUCAGCUUCUACCAUCUCACCACCUUCUUCAUUAGAGGAAGACAAAUUCUGCAAAUCUGCAUUCCAAGAUGUAUAUUGGCAAAAAGGAAGUGAAAUCCAAGGCACUGCCAAAUUAGAAAUCAAAGAACCCUAUCCAGAAGAUGGUGGAAAACGCAGUCCAGCCAAGAGUCCAGCUGAGAGUUUGUCCCCUCCAUCACCCAUUGCCAAAACACCACUGAGUGAACGUAGUGUGAACUUUUCGCUCACUCCCAAUGAGAUCAAGGUCUUGGCUGAGCCUGUCCCCAUUGCUACAAUGCCUGAUGUACAUCAAGAAGUUGCUGAAGAGCACUGUGCAAGCCCUGAAGAUAAAACAUUAGAAAUAGCAUCUCCUUCCCAGUCUGCUGCUGGUAGUGCUGGCCACACACCUUAUUAUCAGUCUCCCACUGAUGAAAAAUCCAGUCAGCUUCCCUCUGAAACCAGUGAAAAGUCAACAGAAGCUCCUGUUAGCUUUGAACUCAGUGAAGUCAAAGAUGAGUCUGCAAAACCCAGAAUAAGCCCUAUGGAUGAGCCUGUGCCAGAUUCAGAAUCUCCUAUUGAAAAGGUUCUCUCGCCUCUACGGAGCCCACCACUGAUAGGUUCAGAGACCACUUAUGAUACAUUUUUGAGUGCUGAUGUAAAGUCUCCCACCAGAAAUUAUGCAAGUCCUUCUGAGGGGAAACCUGAAAAAGAAAAAUCACCUGUUCAGAUGAGCCCAGCUUCUGAAGCCAGCUCUGUGGGCCUUUUCCAAGAAAAACAAGAUGAAAAAAGCAUGGAGUUUAUGGUAAUUAAGGAAAGCUUCAGCCUAGAAAGGAAAAUGGAGGAUACAGAACCCAGCAGCUCCCAGUCUUCACUGGUCUUGGAUGAGCGGAAGUUAGCAGGUGAUCUCUCACCUACUCAAAUAGAUAUCGGUCAGUUCAGUUCCUUAAAAGACGACACCAAAAUGUCAAUUUCUGAAGGCACUGUUUCUGACAAGUCUGCAACUCCAGUUGAUGAGGUUGUAGCAGAAGACACCUAUUCCCAUAUAGAAGGAGUAGCUUCUGUCUCUACAGCAUCUGUUGCUACUAGUUCAUUUUUAGAACCAACUACUGAUGAUGUAUCUCCUUCUUUGCAUGCUGAGGUUGGAUCCCCCCACUCUACUGAAGUUGAUGAUUCCCUUUCAGUGUCAGUUGUACAAACACCAACAACAUUUCAGGAAACAGACAUGUCUCCAUCCAAGGAAGAGUGCCCAAGGCCCAUGUCAAUUUCUCCACCAGAUUUCUCACCUAAAACUGCAAAAUCAAGAACCCCAGUGCAUGAUCACAGAUCUGAGCAGUCAACUAUGUCAGUAGAAUUUGGUCAGGAGUCCCCUGAGCAGUCUUUAGCAAUGGACUUUAGUAGGCAAUCUCCAGACUAUCCUACUGUAGGCACUAGUAUACACCAUAUAUCUGAAAAUGGACCCACAGAAGUAGAUUAUAGCCCUUCAGAUAUACAGGAGCCUAUUUUUGCACCGAAGAUUUCCCCUGUGGAGCAGUCAUCUUACCCUCAGGAGAAGGAUAUUUCAGAAAUUAUUUCAGUUUCUCAAAUUGAAGCUUCAUCCUCAACUUCAUCAGCUCAUACACCUUCCCAGUUAACUUCGCCACUGCCAGAAGAAACUUUUUCAGGUGCUGUUCCACCCAGAGAUAUGUCACUACUUUCUUCUUUUACCUCAGAAAAGGUGCAGAGCCUAGGAGAAAAGCUGUCACCAAACUCCGACCUAUCUCCGUUAACUCCAAGGGAAUCUUCUCCUCUGUACACUCCUAGUUUUACAGAUUCACCUCCUGCAAUCACAGAAGCAGUAUCAGCUAGUCACACAUCUUCGUUGUCGCUGCAAGUGUCUUCUGUCAAAGCAUUUGGUUACCAGGAACCCCUAACAAAGCACAGUCCAGAACCUUUAAUCAGCCCAGAAAAAGAAGAUUCAGAGAAAAGCAGGUCACCAGAAGAACUUAGUUAUUCUUACAAGGCCACAGAGAAAACUACUAGGUCACCAGAGGAUAUUAGAUACUCCUAUGAGGCAGUUGCAAAAUCUAGAUCACUUCAGGCCACAGAUUAUUCCUAUGAGAUAACAGGGAAAGCUACUAGGUCACCUGAGGCCACAGAUUAUUCUUAUGAGAUGACAGGGAAAACCAUGAGGUCACCAGGAGUCACAGAUUAUUCCUAUGAGAUAAUUGAGAAAACCACCAAAUCACUUGAGGUCACAGAUUAUUCCUAUGAGAGAAUUGGGAAAGCUACCAGAUCACCCAAUGCUAUGGAUUACUCCUAUGAGACAACAGGGAAAGCCACCAGCUCACCUGAAGCCACAGAUUACUCAUUUGAGAUAACUGGGAAAACCACCAGGUCAUCCAAAGCUACUAGCUAUUCCUAUAAAGCAAGUGCACAUUUUACUCCAGGAAAAUUGUUAGCAGAAUCCCAUCAAGAUGUUGACUUAUGCCUUGUGUCCUCCUGCGAAUAUAAACAUCCUAAACCUGAACUUUCACCCUCAUUUAUCAACCCAAAUCCCCUUGAGUGGUUUGCAAGUGAAGAACAGUCUCAAGAUCAAGAGAAGCCAUUAACUCAAUCUGGGGGAGCCCAGCCACCUUCUGGGGGAAAGCAGCAAGGGCGGCAGUGUGACGAAACCCCUCCCACAUCCAUGAGUGAGUCUGCCCCAUCUCAGACUGAUUCAGAUGUUCCCCCCGAGACUGAGGAAUGCCCUUCCAUCACUGCAGAUGCUAACAUUGACUCAGAAGAUGAAUCAGAAACCAUUCCGACAGACAAGACAGUUAUGUACAAACAAAUUGACCCACCACCUGUCCUGAUGCAGGAUCACAGCCCUUCCCCUAGGCACCCUGAUGUCUCCAUGGUUGAUCCAGAGACUUUGCCCACCAAUCAGAAUUUGGGUAAACCUUUGAAGAAGGACCUCAAAGAAAAGGCAAAGACAAAAAAGCAGGGUACCAAGACCAAGUCACCUUCUCCUGUUAAAAAAAGUGAUGGUAAAUCAAAACAAGUGGCUUCACCAAAACCAGCUGUAAAAGAAUCUUUAGACAAAAUUUCCAAAACAGCUUCUCCGAAAAAGAAGGAGUCUGUGGAGAAGGCAACCAAAAAUCUCUCUAAUCCAGAAGUAAAGUCUCGAGUCGAAGAUAAGGACACCAAGAAUGCAGCAAAUACAACAACGUCCAAGUCAGCAAAGACUGCAACCACAGGACCUGGGAAUAGUAAGUCAGCAAAAUCUACAGCGGUGCCUCCAGGACCUCCGGUGUAUUUGGAUCUGGUGUACAUUCCCAACCACAGCAAUAGCAAGAAUGUCAAUGUUGAGUUUUUCAAGAGGGUGCGGUCAUCCUACUACGUGGUGAGCGGGAAUGAUUCUGCAGCCGAGGAGCCAAGCAGGGCUGUUCUGGACUCCCUGCUGGAGGGCAAGGCCCAGUGGGAGAAUAACAUGCAGGUGACCUUAAUCCCAACCCAUGACUCAGAAGUGAUGAGGGAAUGGUACCAAGAGACCCAUGAGAAACAGCAGGACCUCAACAUCAUGGUUUUGGCAAGCAGCAGCACUGUUGUUAUGCAAGAUGAAUCUUUUCCUGCAUGCAAGAUUGAACUGUAAGAACAAGACCAUGCACCACAAGAUUUAACUUUGUUUCCAGAAAUUCUUCAGUUUGAAAACACCUUUUCUAAAAAUUCAACCCAUCUUUUUCAACUGCUGAACUGUAUACCUGCAAAAUGCUAUACUGUAUCACGGUGAUGCAAGUCACUAAUAUUUUUCAGUCUUUGCUUAUCGAUAAGGGAAAUAACAGCAUUCCCAUAGUAGGGUUCAAAUUACUGUGAAAAUACAGAUCCAGUUUCAUCUCUGCUGAACGUUUGGAAACCAUGUACUAGCAACCCCAACUGACUUCUGCCAGGUAGAGGCAUUUGUCCUCUAAAGAAACACAAAGAGAGAGAAAGAGAGAGAGGGGUAGGAGGAUAAAGUAAUAAAUAAUUAGAUCUCCAGUAGUCUCAUGGCAAUAGCUGUAUCACUUACUGCAGUUUGUUUAUGCACUCACAUGAAAAGGAAGUUUUAAAUUUGUAUCAAUCUGAGCUAUCACAAAGGAGGUCCUUACUUUACAGAAUUAAGUUAGCUGGAAAAUAAGCAGCAGCAGAAUGUGGCUAGGAAGGGAUGUACAACCUAAAUGCUCAUUAGCAGUUUUCCACUUUAAUUUUAACUCUGCAUACUGACAUACCAUAACAAUUGUAGGCCAAAUACGCACGUAGUCUGAACCCCAUUCAGAAUUCUAAAACCUUUCUUUCAACAUGCAGAAUUGUUGGUCUAAGGCAUGCUCCCAGUAAAAAUCCACUCACUCCAGUCAGAACUGACCGGUCCACAUGCUUAAACACCCAUGUCCACUGUCAAUUAACUGAAGCAAAAUACCAAAGCAGUUGGGAGUACAUACAGUAGACAAUUUGCCUUAGAAAGUGACUUGAAUGUACAAAGAAACUUGAUGCACUUAUUUUUUAAUGUUGAGACGGCAAAUUUAUAAAACAUCUGUGUAGGAUCAUAGUUACACCAGUAAAGAAGUGUGAGUGUGCAUGUGUAGUACUAGAAACCUGACUGGUCAAACAGCUUGGUGCUAUGAAUUACGUAUGUUAGUUCUGUGAACAAUUCAUUGAUGCACCAGGACAGAUCAACAAGGCAAGAUGAGCAUUUUUUUGGAAAGCUUCUUUUGUACUGUGGAAGCAAGAUUGAAGUGGUGUCCAGUAGCAGAGUUGUAAAACUUAGUGAAACAUUCAGGAUGAUGAAAGAGGUUACCUGCGAGUCUGUACAGUAUUCAACCUUCCUUUGUCUUACCUUAUUUUGUUUAAUUUAAGAGUAAAUAUGGGAACAAAUGUACAGAAACCUUUUUUUUUUUUUUAGUGCUGCGUGAACUUUUAAUAGCUUUUUGACAAAAGUUUUCAUUUACAGGAAAAUGCAAAGAAAAAUUUUUCAGGUGAAGGCAAUUUUUUUAGUAGUUUUGUAAGAUUAAUUAAUAAUGCUGUUUAAGGUUCUAGUGAGAAUGGAUAUUGAGGUAAGAUUUAUUGAAAAUAGUCAACUGCCAAUACCUUUUUGGGGGGGGGGGGGAGGGGCACCCUGGUGGUAAAAUUAACCUAUUGAUGAUGACAGAAAAUGGGAUUUGAAAUGUUGAUUGCCUAAUAUUUACAAGGGUGUAACCUACAUUCUCAAUCCUCACAAGAUCAUGAAAAAAGAUAGAAUAAGCAAUAAGCUAAAAUAAGUCCCUUUCCUUUCCUUCCCUUCCCUUCCCUCCUUCCUCUCUCUCUUCCUUUCCCCCUUCCUUUCCUUCUCUAGACUGCUUGCAGCGGAAUAGCAUGUAGAACAGUUCAAUCAUUUAAGACAGUUUGGAUUUCUUAGUCUCAGAAGUUUUAUCCCAAUAAAAAAAAAUUGUUACAUUGUAGAAGGUUUGCAAAUCUGAAUUUAAAGAAGGUGUAAAGGCCUCCAAAAUGAAGAGAUGUGCUGGUCUGUAUGGUUCACCAUUAUGGCUGGUAUUAAGUUUCACAGUGUAGGGAACUAUGACCUCAUUUUAUUUUAUUUACUUAUUAUUUAUUUCAAUUUUACAUUGUUAGGAUAUUUUUGUUUAGCAAGUACAUGUUUGCACUCCUAAUUUUUAUAAGGGUUUUUUUUAUACUGCUUUAGCGCCCUUUAAAUGUGGGCUCCUGAGGCCUGUUUAAUGCUGUGAAUUACUGUUUGUCAAUUGUUGGGGUUUUUGAUUUAUUUUUAAUGUCUUCUUUUUUUUAGGUAUUUCUAGCGAUGCUGUUUUAUUUAUUGCUAUAGCUUUUAAGUCAUUAAGAAUAACUCAGAAUGACUGUGGCAGAAAAGGCAGAUGGAAAUGUAUUGUGAAAACAAGCACGUUUGCUGGGUUCAUAAUCAUUCACUUAAAAUUGCUUUUGUAAUACAUAGUCUUCAAAGUUAUAGGCAAAAUGUUUGGCAGAAUAGUUGUACUAUUUCUACAAUUCUGCUUUGUCUACUUUCUUAUAUAGGUCAGAUUUCAAACUUUUUGAGUGGGUGGGAACAGAUUUUAUGACAAUAUCUGAAAUGGUUUGUACCUCUGCUUUGGUAGAAAAUCUAAGUACAGCAGUGGUCCUGAGACUAAUCUCACUUAUGCCAUUUACUCUUGUGAAUCAGGAGCAAUUUCACUACAAUCAGGGAAGUUACAGUCAUUUGGUCCUACUUGUAAAUGAAAUUAGAAUCAAGCCUUAAAUCUCCCCAAGUAAGUUUGUGAUGGCUCAAGCAUUUGUUUUACUUUAAAAAUAAUAAUAAUUAGGCAGCUACAGCUGAUCUUAAAAUGUUCAUUCAUUUUUUGCUGCUACAAGAGUAUUAAAAACCCAGUCUGGCUAUUCUGAGGUAUUAUAAUGCCUGUUCCAUCCAUUCCCUUUUAAAUGGUAAUCACACCUGGGUGUAACACAGCAAUGAACUCCUCCAUUAGCUCCUCUUGCCCUUAAUGUCUUUCCUGCCUAUGGAACUAAUCUAACUGUGCUAAUCAUAAUACUACACAGUUAGUUUAGUAACAGUCAUCAAAAUGUACCAUGUACAUUAAUGAUGAGUGUUGUUGAUCAGCAUAGAUUUCUAGGAGCAUGGUUUGUUAUUGGUUAAUUAUAAAGAUUCAAUAGGACACUCCAUGUAAAUGAUGGUAUUACCCAUAACAGCAUCCCCAGUCAUGAUCUUUAUGCUAUUACUAUACUGCUUCAUAAAUCCAAUGAAGAAUUAACUUUAGAGAUCACACCCCACUCCUGAACUUGGACAGGGCCUCUCUUGCAUGCCUUUUCAAAGUCCUGUGGUGGGUCUGACUUCACUGACCUGUACUUUUCACCUCAUCUUUCAUAGAAUUCACUUUUGAUUUUUUUAUUAUUAUCUUACAUACUGUGGUGAAUGGAGGUAACUGUGUAUAUGAAUGGGGUUUUUUAAUUGUCUACAAUAGCUUAUGCAUUUUAGGAGAGUUCUGGUACUCAUUUACUAAGAUUUAAUCAGUUUGUUAAUUGAAUUUUCAAUCCUUCCCACCACAAGCAAGUCAGCUCCAAAGAGCACUUACUGUGCAUUUAGGACAUUACUGUCAUAUCCUUCUCUUUGUUCAUUUGUUGCAAGAGGUUCUUGCUCAGUAAUGAUGUUUUGAGAGAAAUAGUAGUUUUGUUGGUUUAUUAGAAAAGGAAAAAGUAUAACGCUUACACUUGUAAGAAACUGUAAGCUUUCAUCUUUCACUUAAUUGAACAAAACACUAAAAACUAAAGGUAAGCAUUUCUUAGAAUGCAAUUAUAUUAUUCACCUGGUUUAAAAAUGUUUGCUAUUUAAAAUAAAAAAAAGAAAAAAGUCUGUGUGUUGUGACUUUACAAAAAAUCUA